This is a messenger RNA of Phaedon cochleariae (mustard beetle), 2787 nucleotides long. The record is from the annotation of a GenBank genome assembly. NCBI's taxonomy places the organism in Eukaryota, Metazoa, Arthropoda, Insecta, Coleoptera, Chrysomelidae.
AUGGUGAAUUCGUAUUUCAGAAUGCCAAUACAGGCACCGCAAUGGACCGAGUUUCUUUCUUGUCCGGUCUGCUGUCACCCGUUCGAUGAGAAAUCCCGCGGCCCCAUCAGUCUCGGCUGCGGCCACACGAUAUGCAGGGGCUGUCUGUCCAGUCUGCAUCGCAAACAAUGCCCCUUUGACCAGACCAACGUCUGCAUUGACAUCGACAAUCUGCCCAUCAACACAGCUCUACUGCAACUAGUGGGACCCAUCAUCAGAACUGAAGAGGAGGAAGUUGACUGCAAGGUAGUGCCAAGAGAACACCUGGAGAGCUAUUUGGACUGCAAAAAAUGCGUGGAAGACCUGGCACUGUACCUGAAACCUCACCCAAAUGGGAAUGUGUGUGGGGUCAAUCCAACCCUGUCCAGACCCAUGCAAAGGAAGCUAGUCACUCUUAUCAAUUGCCAGUUAGUUGAGGAUGAAGGGAGGACCAGGGCUAUGAGAGCUGCUAGGUCUUUGGGGGAACGUACUGUCACAGAACUUAUUUUGCAACAUCAGAAUCCUCAGCAGCUGUCUGCUAAUUUGUGGGCUGCUGUGAGAGCUAGAGGAUGUCAGUUCUUGGGGCCAGCUAUGCAAGAGGAAGUGUUGAAACUGGUAUUGUUGGCAUUGGAGGAUGGAUCAGCACUAUCAAGGAAAGUGUUGGUGAUGUUUGUUGUUCAAAGAUUGGAGCCACAUUUUCCACAAGCCUCUAAAACAAGUAUUGGGCAUGUUGUUCAGCUGUUGUAUAGGGCUUCCUGUUUCAAGGUAUCAAAACGAGAAGGCGACUCCUCGCUGAUGCAACUCAAAGAAGAAUUCCGCACGUACGACGCUUUACGUCGCGAACACGACGCCCAAAUCGUCCAAAUAGCCACCGAGGCUGGGCUUCGGAUAGCCCCCGAUCAAUGGUCGGCCCUUUUAUACGGAGACACGGCACACAAGUCGCACAUGCAAAGCAUCAUCGACAAGCUGCAGACGCCGCAAUCUUUCGCCCAAUCCGUGCAGGAGUUGGUGAUAGCUCUGCAGAGGACCGGGGAUCCUGGGAAGCUUUCCGUUCUCAGAAGUCAUCUGGAGCUGUUGGCCGCCAUCGAUCCGAGUCCAGAAUCGCCGCCCCCAUCAUGGCUGGAAUGCUCGGAAUGUCUGGAGGCGGUCCGCAGCGUGGUGGCGGGCCUCGUCGAAUUCGUCCAUCAGCACGGCAGCAGGAAGGUCCAGGAUGCUCAGCACGCUCAGCACGCCAAAUACAAGAUCAGCAUGUGCAGAGACCUGACGUUGAGAGGGAGUUGUCCGAGAGGCACGAAUUGCACGUUCGCCCAUUCCAGCGAGGAGUUGGAGAAGUACAGGGCGAAGAACCGAAAAACGAUCACUAGGACCAAAGACCCCCAACAACAACAACAAGCUCCUCAACACGCGGCAGACUCCCAAUCCCCCAUCGACACCCCCACACAGCCCCCCUACGCCUCCCCCUCCUCCUCCUCCACCGAGGACUACUACCAUCCGCCUGCGUCGCCGGGCGCCCAACCACCGCCCGCCUUUUUCGCCCACCCGCCCAUGGUGUCGCGACUGCCCUUGGAGGCGGGGCAGUAUAGAGCGGCGUUCGCCGCGCCGGGGCAGGCUUUCGGAGGGCAGACGGUGUAUCGGGGAGGGCAGCCCGCGGCGGGGUUUCCGGUGCACGAGGUUUACACGCAGGGUGGGAACGUAGUAUUAACCACCAACGGUAGGGGUUAUUAUCAGCCGGCCCCUGGUGGGUACGAUGGGGACGUGCAUCACCAGCAACAGGUGGAGGUGGUCAAGAGGCCUUCCAAUUGGGACGUCAUGAUCGCCAACAAAAACCAACCCUACCAACACCAGCAACAGCAACAAAAACCACCCCGCCAACCCUCUUCUGCCACGAAGAGCCUGGCCGAAUUGCACCAACGCAAACAGGAAGUGGUGGCGCAACUAGAGAAGGUUGUAGGCGUCGCGGCGGCCGCCGAAAUACGCGACGCCGCUUGCCAUUUGGCGAGACAGGAGUCGCGACACGACCUCGACAGUCCGACGUCGCCGUACAACUUUUGGACGGGCCAGGGUGGGGGGCAGCAAGUGGCGUCAGGGCCGACUUUCGUCAGGUCCGAUUCCAUUUUGGCCGCAGAUGACGAUUAUGUACCGUACGACAGUCCAGCUAUCAGUAAAUACGGACCAAUCUCGAGGAUGGCAAAAGAUAAUGGGUUGAAUCAGCCUAACGCGUUCAGAGAUGCCCAGAUGAUGAGGAGACCAGUAUCAUCUGCAAGUCCUGUAGCUUCAUGGUUUUUUAACAACAACGGUCACUAUCAUCAACCUCCCAUACCUGCAGGUCAUCCCGUUAUGGGACCCCACGGCACUGAAGGAUUUUUACCAUACGGUUCGCAGCAGCUGCUCUUCCACCCAGCUGCCAGGUUGGCUGAUCCCUCCAAGGAGCUGUUCGCCGAAUCGCAGCGCGUCAAGCUACAGCUGCGCAACUUGGAGAAGCAGCUGAACGAUCUCAAGAUGGCGGCGCAGGGCGUGGCCAACUUGAGCGACGGCGAACGGUUGACGCAAGAGCUGCAGCUGAUCGAGCAGGGUAUACAGGAGAAACAGAAAGAAGCGUGUCUGAACAAAAUCGUCCAUUCUCUCACCCACUACAACAACGGAAAUGCCCCCAUCGCCCCCACCGAAGACGCCAUGUACGAGGCGGACAUCGUCAACGAUAUGCGCGAACUGGAGCUCAGACUCCAAGAAGAAUUAGAAGAGUGGAGCGGGGAAGAUUCCCCCAAAUAA